This is a messenger RNA of Dentiscutata heterogama, 546 nucleotides long. NCBI's taxonomy places the organism in Eukaryota, Fungi, Glomeromycota, Glomeromycetes, Diversisporales, Gigasporaceae. The record is from the annotation of a GenBank genome assembly.
CAAAAAAAUAAACGUCAAAACGCGACGACAAAAAAAAUAAAGGAGUUGAUCACGAACUUUCAAAUCCUAUCCGAAACGGUUACAACUACAUUUCAACACAUCUUUGCCUAUCACAAUUGUUUGGGCUCUUUGAAUUUAACCAUAUUAUUUGGAAAUACACCAAUGAAUCCAAAAGAAAUUUACUUUUUAGAGUUUCUUAACGUAUGUGCAGACUCGAUGUUAGAGCUAGAUGCACCACAGCUUGAAGAUUCCGGCGAAAGAAAACUGCUCAGGUCUUUGUUGGGGAAUUUAAAUGAGCAAGACCCUUUAAACGCUACACGACUACAUUUGCUUAUUAAAACGUCCAGAAAAAAUUCCCCGCCAGAAUUAAUUCCUAAACAACUGUUAAAACUUAAAUUUGCUAAAAUAAAUACAUUAUUUCUGGUUUGUGAAGGCUUGAUAGAGAAUUCAUCCAGUCAAGAUGACGAAUGUAAUGACUCCAAACAUGAUGAUGACUUGAUUUGGUAUCAUUUUAAAACGACGCUAGAUGGGUUUGCAGUUAUUUGA